AUUUUCUUCUUUAUUUUUUCUUAAUUCCCCAAAUAAAAACUAAAAAAAAAGUGUGUGUGAAAUAAGAGGACUUGAGGGUCAUCCUAUGCUUGUUCUCCAAGACGCCGUUCAGUUUUAUUUAUUUACAGAUACCCAAAAGGAGAUCUGACAUAGUAGGAAGAGGACGACAAUGGAGUGUGUAUUCGGAAUGGUCGGAAACGGAUUCGCGCUGGUGGUCGCCGACACCUCCGCCGUGCACAGCAUCCUCGUCCACAAAUCCAACGAGGACAAAAUCAUGAUCCUCGACUCCCACAAGCUCAUGGGCGCUAGCGGAGAACCCGGGGAUAGAGUUCAAUUUACUGAAUAUAUCCACAAGAACGUGUCACUGUAUCAAUUCCGGAACGGAAUUCCUCUGACGACCUCCGCCGCCGCUAACUUCACCCGUGGGGAGCUUGCCACCGCCUUGAGAAAGAAUCCAUACUUUGUGAAUAUCAUCCUGGCUGGGUACGAUAAGGAGACGGGUCCUUCACUUUACUACAUCGACUACAUUGCUACCAUGCACAAAGUUGACAAGGCCGCGUUUGGUUAUGGAUCCUAUUUCUCACUUGCGAUGAUGGAUAGACACUACAGGAAAGACAUGACGGUGGAGGAAGCCAUUGAUUUGGCCGACAAGUGCAUAGUCGAGAUUCGGUCUCGGUUGGUUAUGGCCCCGCCAAACUUUGUGAUAAAAAUUGUUGACCAGAAUGGAGCUAGGGAGUACGCAUGGCGCGAAACCGUCAAAGAUUCCGUGGAGCCCACAUCCGAGGCCGCCUAGUUGAGUUGUGCCGAAUCUCUGUUUUAUAACAGUCUCAACAAUGUUGUUAGAUUUUAAGAUGAAGUCGUGGAGUGUUGAACUGCUUUCGAUAUAUACUUGAAAUAUUGUCUUUGAUUCAGUGAUGUUUUAUAAUUUGUCUUGUAGAACUGCGCAAUGAUGGAAGCUUUUGAAUUUUGUUCUUUGUUCACAUCUUUCUCUAAUUAU
Messenger RNA from Cuscuta campestris, 997 nucleotides. The record is from the annotation of a GenBank genome assembly. Lineage: Eukaryota; Viridiplantae; Streptophyta; Magnoliopsida; Solanales; Convolvulaceae.